AAGAUUGUUAGCGUAACGACGAUAACCUCAGCACUGAAUGAUAGACUUCAAAUGAUAAGCUUUCAGUAAAAGUUAUGGAUGAGAAUUACGAAACUUGACAUAAUAACGAUGGACCAGAGACAACAGUCGGCAAGCGUAUCGAAAGUUUCGAUAAGAUAAGAACAACGAUUAUAACGACGUACAUACCAAAACUUUUCAAGUUUCUAAGAAAGAAUUUACCUGACAAAGGUCGUGGAUGAUUGCUUCAGACAGGAUGCCAGACUCAAUGCCAAAGGGUUCGGAAAAAGUUGUCUGGUCAACAGUGGUUAUCAGAUUAUAUGGCAAAGAAGGUGGUCCCGAGUUAUUGAGUCCAAGGUUUAUGGAACCCUCGUAAGGUCAUGCUUUAUUCACGCUGCUCGAUGCACCAGCAUAAUCUGAAACGAAAACAAAGUGCAGCAUCGAUGCAAAGGAUGCACACGAUACAAUCGGAGUAGGAUGAAUGAUUAAUACUAGAAUCAUGUAAUAGUUUAGAAUUCCUGUAAAGCAACCCCUUAUUCCGGAUCGCACAGUGCAGGUUUGUGCGGUGCAUAUAAACGAACUAUAUUAUGCGAUUUUCAAAGUGCAUCUUCUUCAGUAUUUAUCGUGUGUACACAACAAAGAUGUAUUUACAGAAGAAUUUUUAUAUUCGUGAUAUUGAAAAAAAUAUCUAUUUCUUACCAACGCACAAGAGUUUUCUUGAAUCAGGAUUCGAUAUAGAUAAUAGAAUUUUAUAUCUGGAUACCCAUAUGACUAGUAGAAACAAAUUGUGUGUCCUAUAGUUGAAAAUUCUCUCAUCAAUAUUUAUCACAAGUGGAAUCAAUUUCGAGAGUAUUAUAUAUUCCUUUGAUUUAUAGGCGGAACACAUGGUGGACGCAUUUGUUAUUUGGAUGCCAAUAGUGUAAUUCAUUGGGAUUUAUUGGCCCAUUACAAUUACGUUGACGUAUAAUACGGAAUCUAAGCACGACUAAGCUUCGCGGGCGUCAUCAGCAGUCAUCGGCUGCCGCCAAGAGUGCUUGCUAUUUGAAUAAAUCGAAUGGAGAAACGUUGUUAUGGAUCUUUUUUUUUGAAUGAUCCGCAACGUCAUCGUUCACGAUGCGUUAUCUUGGGAAAACGCAAUGGCGAAGAUUCGUAUGGGAUUAAAAUUCUUGGAAGACAUUUCUAUUCCACGUGAGAUCUUAGAGACUACAUGUGGAAUUUUAAUAAAACACUCCCGCCUCUUUGGUCUCGGAUCUUUUGCUCAUAAGGUGUCCCGAAGAACAGAAAGCAGGAUAAAUGCACAGUUCAGUCAUUACGUCGAUCGUGGCAGGAUUAUUGGCAGAUCGAUACGUCUGGCUUUAUUGAUCCUAAAGCGACAAUGACCCUCGUGAGUCUCAGAGUGGCGGUGGUACAUUCAAGGUGAUUAAUUCUUGAAACUGCGAAUCUGAGCGGCGUCUUUCUUCGAUCUUCUCUUCACGAGACCAUUCGUUCGGGUUUUAUCUUACGGGUCGCCAUGCAACUCCAGUGCAUUCGACGUGAUCACAGGAAAUCGCAGUGCGGUGCGAUUUGCUAUUCGGGAAAGAAGAAUUCUCUUCUGUUUUUUUACUUUAUCUUCCUCGUAAUUCUCGUAUCUGUGCUUGGGUACCCCCAAAGGACGGCAUUGGAUUCUCCAGAGAACAUUCGGCUAUUUCGCAGUCUGCGCCAAUGGGCAUUGAAUUUCGUGGGAAAAUCCGGCGAGGAGGGCGGACCGUUCUUGGAAAUUGCUCGGAGACAAAAACGUGUUCAAGAACAGAUAUCAAACGACGAUCCUUUUCCAUGCGAUGUUUCCGUGGGCAGGUCUCCAGUGAUUCCGACAUCGGUGCACAAACUCAGACCUGGCGACAUCAAGGUGAUCGCAGCGAUGGGCGAUUCGUUGACGGCAGGAUUUGGCGCCCUGGCGUCGAACCUGUUUCACAUCUUCGUCGAGAACAGAGGCGUUUCCUCAAUCGGUGGUGGUCAGGGUACUUGGAGAAAUUUCCUGACCUUGCCCAACAUUAUCAAAGAAUUUAAUCCCAAAUUAAUCGGAUACGCCCUAUCAGAUUCUUACACUAUUCACAAAGCUUCUCAGUUCAACGUAGCCGAGACCGGAGCAAUGUCGAAAGAUACUCCUUACAUGGCAGAAAUUUUAGUGAAGAGAAUGAAAAGUGAUCCAAGAGUGAACAUCGAAAAGGACUGGAAGCUAAUCAGCUUGAUGAUCGGCCCGAAUGACUUCUGCUCUGAAAUGUGCUGGAUCUCUUCACCCUGGUCCAUAUUAAAGAAUCACAGGGAAGACUUGAUCCAAGUAUUAAGGACUCUCCGGGAUAAUCUUCCAAGAACUCUGGUGUCUAUAAUCUUAUCGCCAAGUAUGAAAAUCCUUGUGAAUCUUACAGCGAGACCAUUUCCAUGUGAUCUCACCAAUGACUUGGAAUGCUCCUGCAUGUUUGGCCUGAAAUGGCGAAAACAAAGAUCAGAAUUCUACUAUAUAAUGGAACAAUGGCAAAACUUGGAGGAAGAAAUAUCCAGGAUGUCAGAAUUUCAGAAGGAUGACUUUACCGUGGUAACGCAGCCGUUUACAACCAACAUUAGCAUUCCAGUGAAUUCUGAUGGUUCGACGGACUGGACUUUCCUGUCUACCGACUGUUUCCACAUAAGUCAAAAAGGGAACGCCAGAGUGACAAACGCCGUAUGGAAUAAUCUUCUGGAAUGUCCGCAGGAGAAGAGUCGUAGCUGGGAUGAGACGUUUAAAAGAUUUUUGUGUCCUACAGUAAAGAGAUCCUAUAUCGCAACGUGGAAAAAUUGUGGCACAGAAAUGAAGAAUCGAAGAAAAAAAAGAAAACGGCAAAAGCACUCGAAGACACGUACGGAAGAAAGUGUCAGCAUGCUUGACAGCGACAGAUCCUCCAUGGAAAUGCAGAACGCUGGAAUUAGCAGGUUGUUCCUGAUAGGAUUUCUAAUACUGCCAUCCAUGGUUCAGGCAGCAUCCUUCAUGGAUAUUAUACGAAAUAUCUUCCAAUCGGCAAGAAACGACGUUGAUGAAACUGGUGUUGUAUAUCCAAAUGUAGGAGACAACGUACGCAGACAACCUGUAAUUCCAGACCAGGUGCCAUUCCCAUGCGACAUUAAUCUUGGCAGGUCUGCUAUUCCACCAAAUAACGUACAUAAACUCCGACCCGGUGAUAUCGACGUCGUCGGGGGCUUGGGCGACUCCUUAGUGGCUGCCAGUGGCGCCCUGGAGGAAUUCGCAAUCGGAACCUUCAUCGAAGCUCGAGGAGUCAGCUGGUGCGUAGGAGGUCAAGCUGAUUGGCGCAGAUUUUUGACGCUUCCAAAUUUUAUUAAGGAAUUCAACCCUAAUCUGACCGGUUACUCGACCGGAACCGGAGAAUUUAUAUCCUCAAAGGCAAGGCUAAAUAUAGCGUUCCCUGUGGCCGCCACGGAAGAUGCUCUUCAGCAGGCGCGGAUCCUGGUUCGAAGAAUUCGAAACGAUCCAAGGAUAGAUGUAAAUAAGCACUGGAAGUUGAUAACCAUUCUCUUCGGAGCAAAUGACAUCUGCUCGGCGCAAUGUUACAGUCCAGAAAAUUUCUCACCACUUCGACACGCUCUUCACUUGCGAAGAGCCCUGGAUUAUCUGAGGGCUGCGCUCCCGCGCACAUUAGUCAACCUCAUUCCAGCUAUCGAUGUCACAGUUUCCGUCAGAGUGCCUCAUAGUACAAUGUGCAAUAUUCUGCAUCCACUCUACUGCGCCUGCAUGCACAAAGGAAGCAAACCUGACAUCAAAGCUUCCACGAUGUCCCGAAUGUACCAGCAGGCUGCUGAGUCUUUGGUUUCAUCUGGAAGGUACGAUACCACACCUGAUUUUGCCGUAGUAUUGCAACCCUUCACAAAACUGUUCAAUGCACCAUAUUCAGAUCCAUCUACAGCUCCACCCUUAGAUCCCACGCUGGUUACGUACGACUGUUUUCACUUUAGUCAAAAGGGACACGCCUUGGGCGCAAAUCUUCUUUGGAACAAUAUGCUGGAGCCAGUUGGGAACAAGACUGACAGUGGACUACCAAAAAUCCUAGAAAGAGUUCUGUGCCCCAGUAAAAGCAUUCCAUACAUCUUUACCAACGUCAACACAAGGAAUUUCCGCGAGACCGGAAAUCAGGAUGGAAUUGUACCCAGAUAGCGUUAACCUCAAUCACGUCCCACGUUGGAAGCCAGUAAACUAUUUUCAUAGAAAUUUUGGUAUCGUUUCGGAUACUGCAGGGUAUCAGACAAUUUGGUGUAAGCUGUAUGUACAGCACCAUUUAAAACGAGAAACAACAAGGAAAAAAGUCAAUCUAAUGUUACAUUAGAAUUUCGACUACCCAGGUAAUUACUGCCUGAGGCUUUUGUUACUCGAAAGACGAUAAACUCAGGGCUAGUGACAGUAUCAUAAUAAUAUUAAUAAAUUAUAUGACAGACAUA
Molecule: messenger RNA, 4458 nt
Organism: Cephus cinctus (wheat stem sawfly)
Lineage: Eukaryota; Metazoa; Arthropoda; Insecta; Hymenoptera; Cephidae
Product: phospholipase B1, membrane-associated
Exons: 17
Coding region: 1508-4177 (889 amino acids)
Biological process (GO): phospholipid metabolic process
Molecular function (GO): glycerophospholipase activity
Source: RefSeq, a predicted model, not a curated record